Papaver somniferum (opium poppy) is the source of this 754-nucleotide messenger RNA. RefSeq names its product protein LURP-one-related 15-like. The coding region runs from base 88 to 480 and encodes 130 amino acids. Lineage: Eukaryota; Viridiplantae; Streptophyta; Magnoliopsida; Ranunculales; Papaveraceae. The record is from RefSeq and is a predicted model, not a curated record. The transcript is spliced from 3 exons.
AUCUUCAAAGUUAUAACUAGUGGUCAUUUUAGUAGUCGCCUUAUCCUUGUUGAUGCUGCCGGAGUUCCAGUUGUAUCUCUAAAACCAAUGAAAUGGUCUCCACAUCAGAGAUGGAAAGUAUACAAUGGAGAUAGCUCAGACUCGAAAGAUUUGUUGUUUACCGUAAAGAAAUCUCACUAUCUACAAUUCAAGAUUGAAUUGGAUGUGUUUUUAUCAUCUAACAAAGACGAAGAUAUAUGUGACUUUAAGGUUAAACAAAACCUUAGUGAGAAAUCUUGUGUUAUUUAUCAAGGGAAUUCAGAUAACAUCAUUGCUGAGAUGCACAAAAACAAGGAUGUCCGAGAUAAAGUUCACGGGAAGGACGCAUUCUUAGUCACUGUCAACCAGAAUGUUGAUUGUGCAUUUGUUAUCGCUAUAAGUGCGGUUCUUAAUGAGGUUAAUAAGCCCAGUAGCAUGAGCAGGGGCGCGGCCGGUGGCUGAUGUGGAUAUUGGGAAGAUAUCGGAGGAUGUUAGCUCAAUUAAGGAUAUUUAUUUAUUUUUUGUCAAUCAUUUGGAAUUUUGGUUUUCAUGAAUUCUAAAUCCAGUCUUCCACAUCAAUGCACUGUUGUAUUAUAGCCACAUUCACCUUUUAUUUUCAGAAGUUGUAUAUUGUAAAUACUCUUGUAAAUUGAUCCCAAAUUGAGAAAAUAAUUAUGCACAAUGCUGUGAGCAGGAUGUAUUAUUUUUCUUAAUGCCUAAAAGUUAUUUGUGUGUA